AUGGCGCUGAGGGAUCACAAUUACGUCAUCCCAGCCAAUCAUGAAGAAGAAGAAGAAGUUGGUGCUCCAAACAUCUACCUGCAAGAUCAUACCUACGCCCAACAGUUGCCUGCAGUUCAGAUUCAGGCCCAGCCAGAAGAAGAUAGAGAAGCAUUAGAAGAUGGACCAGCACCUGAUGAAGAAGAAGAAGAAGAUGAAGCAGGAGAACAAGAAGAGAUGGAAAGCAGAAGAACAAGAAGAUGGAGCAGUAGAACAAGAAGAUGGAGCAGUAGAACUUGUUAUGCAUGCUGA
Messenger RNA from Macrosiphum euphorbiae (potato aphid), 291 nucleotides. The record is from the annotation of a GenBank genome assembly. NCBI's taxonomy places the organism in Eukaryota, Metazoa, Arthropoda, Insecta, Hemiptera, Aphididae.